AUGUCCUCACGAGGUCUAAAACCUUCUUAUAAGGUUCUUCCUUCGCAAGAUAGCUUAGCUCACUACAGAGAAGCUGUGCCACAGAUAUAUGGAGUUCGUUGGAGUUCUCCCAAAACUGUUGAUGAGAUAACGAAUUUCGGUUUUGUGGAACGCAGCGAUGACUCCCUCGAUGAUUUGGAGCUUCUCUUGAAUCUUCUACCUUCACUUAAAGUCAAGCAAGUUGCAAAAAUUUUUGAAGCUGGAUGCAAUCAAAAUGAAGGCAGACUUAGCGAAGAUGUUAAUAUAUUUUUCUUCGCACCAGCAAGGUUUUUUCGGAUUGAAAGGCACUGUCAAAAAACGGCUGAUAGAAACAAUAAAAACUGA
Auanema sp. JU1783 is the source of this 363-nucleotide messenger RNA. The record is from the annotation of a GenBank genome assembly. Lineage: Eukaryota; Metazoa; Nematoda; Chromadorea; Rhabditida; Rhabditidae.